This is a messenger RNA of Dinoponera quadriceps, 5054 nucleotides long. RefSeq names its product dual oxidase 2-like. Gene Ontology annotation, molecular function: peroxidase activity; superoxide-generating NAD(P)H oxidase activity; heme binding. The transcript is spliced from 26 exons. Lineage: Eukaryota; Metazoa; Arthropoda; Insecta; Hymenoptera; Formicidae. Gene Ontology annotation, biological process: defense response; response to oxidative stress; superoxide anion generation. The record is from RefSeq and is a predicted model, not a curated record. Gene Ontology annotation, cellular component: plasma membrane; NADPH oxidase complex. The coding region runs from base 97 to 4998 and encodes 1633 amino acids.
AGCGCUGAAACAGACAAUUUUUAUAUGUGAUACACACGGUUCAUACGUUAUUCUCCCCGCAAAUCGAUGUGACGGCGGCAACGUAACGGACGCAACAUGCAUUCCGCGCUAAAUCUACUCGUUAUCGCGAUUAAUCUCUCCUUGCUUGCUGCACAACACGCCACCACAAAAUUGCAAUUGACGACACAUCCGCCAACGACGAUACCUCCGGUGGGCCCGGAUCUUUCUAAGAAGCCGGAGAAAAGAUUGGCCGGAGACGAGUUUAACACGCGAUUAACAGAUUGGUUGUUCACUGGAUGCUGGAGCGACCAAGGAAAGCCUCCUCUAUUGAGUAAAUGCGCACCGUUUCGCCCCGCGGAGGAGUAUCCUGGUUACGAUGGAUGGUACAAUAACGUCGCUAAAACAGAGUUAGGUGCCGUCGACACCCACUUGCUGAGGAAAGUGCCGGCAACUUAUGAAGACGGAGUGUACAAACCGUCGGGUUCUAAUAGACCAAACCCACUGGAGUUGAGCGACAGGUUGCUGAGUGGGGAUAUUGGAACGAAAUCAAGAACGGGAAGAAACGCUUUACUUGUGUUUUUCGGUCAACAAGUGGUAGAGGAAAUUUUAGAUGCCCAGAGACCAGCGUGCCCACCCGAGUAUUUCAACAUAGACAUUCCGGAAAAUCACACGUAUAAUCUUUACCCGGGGCACACGAAAAUGCCUGUUUUACGUACACGGUACGAUCAACGGACGGGUCAUUCGCCGAACAAUCCACGUCAACAGCUGAACGAGAUCACGCCGUACUUGGACGGCGGGCUGAUCUACGGUACGUCUAAGGCGUGGUCGGACGUUCUGAGGACGUAUGCCAACGGGACCGUGCACCCGGCCGGUGAACUCGCAUCCUCGCCCUCCGGCUCGUAUCCCGAGUACAACAGCGUGAGAUUACCGAUGGCGAAUCCGCCGCCGCCCGCUCACCAUCAGUUAUACGUUUCGCGGCACUACACCGAGAAAGUCAGCAGAUACUUCAAGUUAGGAAAUCCGCGAGGGAACGAGAACCCGUUCCUACUGACCUUCGGUGUAGUGUGGUUCCGGUGGCACAAUUUCCUGGCGAAGCAUAUCAAGCGUCACAAUCCGACCUGGUCGAGCGACAAGAUUUACAAUGAGGCACGUAAGUGGGUGAUAGCGACCCAGCAACGUAUUGUUGUCGAUGAAUGGUUGCCUUCGUGGUUGGGAAAGAGUCUUUCUAAAUAUAAAGGUUACAACCCUAAUAUCGACCCGCAGAUAGAUCAGUUCUUCCAAUCGGCUGCUUUCCGCUUUGGACACACUUUAGUUCCACCAGGUGUAUACCUCCGUAACUAUGGGAGAGUCGAUUGUUCCCUGGCGCCGUUUCCGAUCAGAACAUGCAACAAUUACUGGAUGUCACAGAAUUCUCUAUUUGCCAACAAAACGAAGAUACCCAUCAACGUGGAUAAAUUAUUAAUGGGAAUGGCUAUCCAACUGUGCGAAGAAGAAGAUCAUAAAAUCGUUGAGGAUCUGCGAGGCAGUUUGUUCGGUCCGUUGGAAUUUUCAAGAAGGGAUUUAAUGGCGCUUAACAUUCAACGAGGACGUGAUCAUGGCGUGCCGGAUUACAACAGCGCUCGUCGCGCGUAUGGUUUACACACGGUCAACAAUAUAUCCCAUUUUCCCGCUCGUCUGCCCCAAAAGAUCAAGGACAAUUUCCUCGAUUUGUACAAUAACUCCUUCGACAACGUGGACAUCUGGGUAGGUGGAAUACUGGAGACCGGUGACGGGCCCGGUGAAUUAUUCCAAGCGAUCAUCAGCGAUCAAUUUCAGAGAAUACGCGAUGGUGAUAGAUUCUGGUACAAAAAUCUAGAUAACGGACUCUUUACCUUGAAUGAAAUUAAAAGAAUAGACCAAUUAUCGAUUUACGAUCUGUUGAUGUGCGUCACUGAUAUGGAGUGGAACGAUAUUCCGAAGAAUCCUUUUCGAGUUCCUACAAGUGAGGGCGAGAUGCAUCCUAACUGUAAAAGAAAUAACGUUAUUAAGGCAGGCACGUGUGUUACUCCUUGCUUUCACGCUGAUCAGAUAAAUGCUAGUAUCGUCGAAAAUUGUACACGGCCUGGAACUUACGACUAUUUUUCAAAAAGCAGCGCGUCCUACAUUCUUACAUUUCUAGGCAUGACAACAUUUUUCUGCGGUAUUGUUGCGAUAAUCUUUUACAAGAUACAGUUCAAGGAGAAAGGACCGAGGACAGAGAAGAGUAGCAGAGAAGUGAAUCACUUUGAUAACGUAGAUAGCAUAUUUACUGGUAAAUUUCCAGCUAGAGAAUGGCAAGAGCCGAAGUCUUCGCUGAGACAUGUGUUAAUAACACCAAAUGUUAGGUCUCAACAGUUGGAGGUGAAAAAUCAAUUGGGACAUUUGAUACGCGCAGUGGAGUUUCCAUCCAACAGCAACGUUAUGAUUUACUGCGCAACCGACAACCAUUACAUAUUGAUUCGCGUACAUCACAGUUACGACUUGGUGCUGAAGUUCGACUCCGAAUAUUUGAGAAGCGCGUUUAUGAAGGCGUUCGACAGAUUUAUGUCAGAAAUUGCAACAGUCGGGAAUGUAUGCUCGGUGCAAACGACCAACGUCACGCUCGCGAUGUUGCUCAAGCAAGCGAUAACUAAGAAGCACCGUCAAAAGAAAUUAGAGAUGUUCUUCCGUGUUGUGUUCUCACAGGCGUUUCAUAUCGCGCAUAGGGAGGAGGAAAUAUUACAGAUAGACUCGACGGUGGCGAGAGAAGUGAUUUACACCGAGCUGACUAUGAUAGAAUUUGCGGAAGCCUUGAGCAUGAGGCCGGAUGCCGAGUUCGUAAAGAAGAUAUUUAAUCUGGUGGACAAGGACAGGAACGGUUUUAUAUCAUUCCGGGAGUUCGUUGAUAUGUUGGUGAUAUUUCUAAAGGGCUCCGCCGAAGAGAAGAUAAAGCUGAUGUUCGACAUGUACGACAUCAACGGUACGGGAAGACUGAAGAGAGAGGAAUUUUUAAAUAUGUUAAGAUCGUUUAUGGAAACGGUCAAUGCUGACGUAACGGACGACGAAUUGGAGACUCUGGUGCAAUCCAUGAUGUACCACGCCGACAUGGCGGACAAAGAGACCAUUAAUCUACAGGACUUUCAGCAAAUACUGAGCGACUUUAACGAUAAGUUCAAUUACGCCGAGCUGGAGUUCAAUGUGCAGACGGACGGCAGAAACAGGAAGCUUCACGCGGGCGUGCACACGGUUAGAUCGACGUUCAUCGGUGAAGUGCAGAGAACGGUGGAGAGCCUGUACGCCGACCCGAGCGAGUUGCAGUCGAGAAUCGAGGGCAAGGUCGAGAACGAGCAGGAUCUGACGGAGGAGCGGAAUAACAGCGAGAUCAUCGACAAGGACGAGAAGAUCGUCGAGGAAAUGAAAAAGUACUCGGACGAUUACUGGUACCCCAUAAUGAAGUACCUCGCCAACAAGAGAAUGCAGAUAUUCUGGGCGUGUUUGUACACUCUGUUGCUCCUUGGAAUAUUCGCCGAGCGAAUUUACUAUUACUACAUCGAACGGGAACAUUCCGGUCUCAGACGAAUACUGGGCUACGGCCUGACCGUGACGAGAGGCGCGGCGUCGGCGAUGAUGUUCACUUACUCCACGCUGCUGCUCAUGAUGUGCCACAACACCAUCACCUUCCUGAGAACCACAGUUCUGCAAUUCUACAUCCCGUUCGAUUCCGCGAUCGACAUGCACAAGUACAUCGCUUGUUGGGCGCUGGCCUUUACCGUGUUACAUAUUAUCGGACACGGCUUCAACUUUUACCACAUAUCCACGCAGACUGCCGACGAUCUAUCGUGUUUAUUCCGGAAUUAUUUCCACGCGACGCACGAACUGCCCAAAUUCCAUUAUUGGUGUUGGGGUACGAUGACAGGUAUAACGGGAAUACUUAUAACCAUCGUGACUGGAUUGAUAUUUAUAUGUUCGUUACCGAUGGUGCGCAAGGCAUUUUACCAUUGGUUCUCCUUCAUACACUCCCUGUAUCCAGUUUUCUAUAUACUUAUGGUUUUACACGGCAGCGGAAGAUUAGUACAGGAGCCGUAUUUCCAUUAUUUCUUCUUGGGACCGGCUAUCCUGUUUAUUCUGGAUAAAGUUGUAACAGUGACCAGGACGACAAUAGAGAUACCAAUACUUAAAGCGGAUAUUUUGCCAUCGGGUGUAACGUGUUUAAUAUUCCCAAAGCCUCUAAAUUUUCAAUAUAAAUCUGGCCAGUGGAUUAGAGUGGCGUGUCCAGCAUUGCAAACAAACGAGUUCCAUCCGUUUACUUUAUCCUCCGCACCGCACGAGACAAGUUUAAGUAUACAUAUAAGAGCAGUUGGACCGUGGACUACAAAUAUCAGGGACAAAUUAGAGCUAUGUACCAUGUCUAAUGAGAACUUGCCAGUGAUUCACAUAGAUGGCCCGUAUGGAGAAGGCCAUCAAGACUGGGAUAAAUACGAAGUAGCAAUUAUGGUUGGUGGUGGUAUAGGUGUUACACCUUUUGCAUCCAUACUGAAAGAUGUUGUUUUCAGAUCGAACCAUAGUGUGAACUUUAGUUGCAAGAAGGUGUAUUUUCUUUGGGUCACGAGAACACAAAAGCAAUUUGAAUGGCUGGUCGACAUAUUGAGGGAGCUCGAGAAAACCGACGUUAAGAACAUAGUAUCGAUUCACAUCUUCGUCACUCAAUUUUAUCAAAAAUUUGACCUACGCACGAUACUUUUGUAUAUCUGCGAGCGUCACUUUCAAAAGAUUUCAAAUAAAUCCCUGUUUACUGGUCUUAAGGCAGUCACACAUUUUGGACGCCCGAAAUUUUCUCAAUUCUUCUUGUCUAUACAGAAAUUAUAUUCUGAUGCAAACAAGAUUGGUGUUUUUAGUUGUGGUACACCAACAAUGACCCAAGCAGUAGAUGCAGCUUGCAAAACAAUUAAUCUAAUGGAAAUUAAUGAUACAGUAUUUCAGCACAUUUAUAAAAGCUUUUAAGUUUAUGAUAUUUAUCGUAGAAUUUCACUUUUAAUAACCAUUUAUCUUUAUCCUAA